CUUUAUAAAAGCCCAAGACCGAAGCACACUUAUCACUGAAGUCAAACAAGUUGUCAGUAGCAGUACCAACAUGUCGAAAAUUACUCUCCUUUUUGCUAUUCUUUGCCUUUGCGUGGCUGUUCAGGCUCAAAAUCGUGAACAAGAAAUUUGCCGUAAAGAAAACGAAACUUGCCGACGAAAUGAACGGAGAUUGGGAGUUCAAAAUGAUGUUUCGAACACAUUUAAUAAUCACUGCAGCCGCCAGCCAGGCAUUCGAAACUGGCGAAAUGUCUCUCGUUGCGAAUUGUCUCUGGCUACUUGUCGAUUGACACUCGAGCGUUGUGCUGUUAUAAACUGCAGAAAUGUGAGAAACAGCAUUGAUGGCGGGUCCGGUCGCCCUCCCACUUCAAGGACGACAACCCCGCGAAUUCCUGACACACGACGACCUCGAACUACUCGUAGGACACCAACUACUCGUCGUGGUCAAACUACUAGAUCUUCUCGUAGAACUACACGUGGUCGUGGUCCAACUACCAGAUCUUCUCGUAGAACUACGACUCGUCGACCUACUGAAGAAUAA
Drosophila sechellia is the source of this 559-nucleotide messenger RNA. RefSeq names its product Ecdysone-induced gene 71Ec (gene Eig71Ec). The transcript has 3 exons. Lineage: Eukaryota; Metazoa; Arthropoda; Insecta; Diptera; Drosophilidae. The coding region runs from base 71 to 559 and encodes 162 amino acids. The record is from RefSeq and is a predicted model, not a curated record.